CACUCCAUUUCCCGUCGAUCUGGCAGCUCUGCCAAAACAAGCGUGCAAGUAUUUCGACCUGUGCAGUUUUUAUCCAAAAAACCGAAAUAAUGAGCGACAGCGAAGCGGAAGACACUAAAGUUAGCACGGAGCCGGUGGACAAUGCGUGGGCCAUGAAGAUCCCGGCUUUCAAGCAGGAGGACAACCCGCACGGCAUGGUGGAAGAGAGCUCCUUCGCCACGCUGUUCCCCAAAUACCGGGAGCGAUAUCUCAAGGAGGUCUGGCCCCUGGUGGAGCAGUGCCUGGAGGAGCACCACCUAAAGGCGGAACUGGACCUGAUGGAGGGCAGCAUGGUGGUGAAGACCAGUCGUAAGACCUGGGACCCCUACAUCAUUAUCAAGGCGAGGGACAUGAUCAAGCUGAUGGCCAGGAGUGUGCCCUUUGAGCAGGCCAAGCGGGUCCUGCAGGAUGACAUUGGGUGCGACAUCAUCAAAAUCGGCAAUCUAGUCCACAAGAAGGAGAAGUUCGUGAAGCGGCGCCAGCGUUUGAUAGGGCCCAACGGAGCCACCCUGAAGUCCAUCGAACUGCUUACCGACUGCUAUGUUCUGGUACAAGGAAACACCGUCUCCGCCUUGGGUCCAUACAAGGGCCUCCAGCAGGUGCGGGAUAUUGUCCUGGAAACAAUGAACAAUGUGCAUCCCAUAUACAACAUCAAGGCCCUGAUGAUCAAGCGCGAGCUGAUGAAGGAUCCCCGCCUGGCCAACGAGGAUUGGUCUAGGUUCCUGCCGAAGUUCAAGAACAAGAACAUCAGCAAACGCAAGCAGCCGAAGGUGAAGAAGCAGAAGAAGGAGUACACUCCAUUCCCGCCCAGCCAGCCGGAGAGCAAGGUGGACAAGCAGUUGGCCAGCGGAGAGUACUUCCUCAACCAGGAGCAGAAGCAGGCCAAGCGGAACCAGGAGCGCACCGAAAAGCAGAAGGAGGCGGCCAAGCGCCAGGGCGAGCGCCGCAACAAGGACUUUGUGCCGCCCACGGAGGAGUCUGCAUCUUCGAAUCGGAAGAAGGAGGAUGCCUCCUCCACGAGCAAGGUGGACGUGAAGGCCCUCAAGGCCAAGCUGAUCAAGGCCAACAAGAAGGCGAGGAGCUGAUAGUUUUCAUAGUUUUAAUUAGCCAUAGGAUUAUUCAAUAAAACCGAUUAUGUGAGCAAGGAAAUAGAAAUUGAAAUCGAA
This is a messenger RNA of Drosophila suzukii, 1205 nucleotides long. RefSeq names its product KRR1 small subunit processome component homolog dbe (gene dbe). NCBI's taxonomy places the organism in Eukaryota, Metazoa, Arthropoda, Insecta, Diptera, Drosophilidae. Gene Ontology annotation, molecular function: RNA binding. Gene Ontology annotation, cellular component: small-subunit processome; nucleolus. The record is from RefSeq and is a predicted model, not a curated record.